This is a messenger RNA of Spirodela intermedia, 5789 nucleotides long. NCBI's taxonomy places the organism in Eukaryota, Viridiplantae, Streptophyta, Magnoliopsida, Alismatales, Araceae. The record is from the annotation of a GenBank genome assembly.
AUGAAGGAGGUAGUUCUGCACGUGUAUGACGUAACGAACAGUGGCUCCGCCAAGACCAACAACACCAUCCUCCAGAUUAAUAGGAUCUUUAAGGAUCGCAUCGGCCUCGGCGGGAUCUUCCACAGCGCCGUCCAGGUCGGGUCGUAACCCUUUCGAAUAAUAUUUGGACAGGGUUUCAGUUGAUGCUCUCUCUCGGAUUACUUUCUCAGGGUGUCCUGUUGAUUAAGGGUUUUCUGUCAAAAUUAUCGUAUUUUGGAACUGGAAAUGAUGCAUUACUUGAUUUCUCCUCUGAUCUUAUCUGCUUGUGACAGUACGUAGCAGGAAUUGCUAAUUUGUUUGGUUCCUCCUGCUUUGUUGUGUCAUUUUGGUGCUUUCCUGUUGAGUACGUUCUUUUGGAGGAGGAUCAAGCCUUUCUUUCAGAGGCACAUUGUGUAGCUCGCUGGUUGUACGCUUAUCUGUCCCCUGUGGUGUAUGCUUUCCCGCAGUUUGUUCCUGAUUGGUUUGGAUUUUCUCCAGGACAAUACAAGCUGUGGUAGUUAACAAUGUGUGCCGUGGAUAUAAAUAGAGCUUAUGGUUAUGGCGGGAUACGUGCUAGAUCGGAAGAAGAAAAAUCUGUAUUUGAUCUUUCCUAGGGUUCAUAUGUACUACCCACUUAGGAACAAGUAAGUAAAUAGCGUGAUCCCAAAUCUGGUUCCAUUGGCUAUCAUCAUUUAUGAAACGCUGGCACUGAGCUGUGUAUCGAGUGGAAUUAGGAUCAAUUUGAGGGGUCAAAGAAUCCACAAAUUUUGGGGAAAAGUGUGUGGGCAAAACAUCUUUCAUUGAGUCGACCUCACUUUUCUUUAAUUUAGGACGCAAGAUAUGAGUUAUUGUCCAUGAAUUCCUGUUUCUUUCCUUUCUUUAAAGUAUUUUUUCUGAAUUGGAGUUCAUUGAAUGCGACAAUCUCCUUCGUCUUGAUUGCUCAUGUAUCUUUUCUGCUGAGGGUAUACAUCUAAUGAAACAGCAUUGUAUAUAGAUCAAUGAUGAAAAAUUAAACCAUAACCUUUGCUGAUUAUUAUGUUUGAACUCAAAUAGCAAACCCUUCUGGUAAAAGGAUCCCCAAGUUCAAUUGCUCUUUUGGAGGUCAAGGUCAUGAAUGAUAAGGUGGAGAAAAUAUAAUUCUCUGUUCGUAGAGUAUAUCAUAAUUUUCUAAGAGACAUUGCAAAAGUCAUUCCGAUCAAGCCAUUCAAACCAGUGAAAACUAGACCGCUUUAUGUGGACUUCUAUCUUUUAUUCCACUUAUACUGGAGUUACAUUCUAUGUGAGUCAGUUUGAUCUCUGUGUGUGAUUCAAAUCUCAAAUUCAACUCGAAGUUUAGUUUUUUUUUUUUUUUGGUUGCUUUUCAAGCUCAAUUUAGGUAUCUGCUUUGAUUAAAUCUGUACUGUUAGAAAUAGAGAAAAAACCUCGUCACAAAGGACAGAGGAGAGAACGGCGGAAACCACCUCAAGAUUCAUUCAACUGUAACCCCCAUUAUAUCGGGAGUAAUGAUACACAACUUUUACCAAAACACCCUCAACUAAUUACACUAUUUCCCUACGACCUAGAACUUCCAACUCUCCCCCUCAAGAUGAACUUUGAAAAAUUCAUCUUGACUAAAUUGGUGAUGACAAAAAAUCUUGCCCUCUGAACAUUCACUUGUUGGUGAUGACAAAGAUCUGUUGUCGCAGCAACUCUCCCUUUGAUGGUAAUCACAGAUGACCGCCACUGAGUUUGUGGAUUCGCCAACACCUUUGGCUCCUCUGAUGUUGUCAUGCCCCAAAGACAGCUCACCAUGAAUAUGAUAGCACCAAAAAACUGUGGCUUGAUCAUGAUGAUCACUGUCCCAGGGCUGUAGAGCCUGCCUUGGAGUCAUGAGGUAGUUGACAGGGUAGCACCAAGCAUGCGGAGAGUAUCCCUCUCCAUUCUCCAUCAAUCUGCCUCACACUGGGUGAUUCCCUGAGUGCAGGAAGUGGUACUGAGAUCACAACGUUGUGUAGAUCAAACAGGUCACAUGCUUCAUAUUCGAUGUUGACAAAAGUCUCAUUUCCAGAAACAGAUGGCCAGCAAUUUACAGUCAAUGGUACAGCUGCCUCGUCCAUGCCCUGGAUUCUCCAUUUCACAGUAUUGCCUUUGAUGAAGUUGUUCCUGAUAUUCACUCUUAAGUUUCUGUCCAUUUUGAAUACAUUUAAGUAUAAAUCUAUGAGCUGUAGUUGUUUUAGAGAAUGACACUAUUUUAAUGUCAAAAUCUUCUCUAUCUGAUCCCUGUCAACUCGUUCUCUGACGUCAAGGGACUCUGUGGUUACUCCCUGACUGCAUGGUGUUUGGGUGGGCUUCCAUCAUACCAUGGGCAGAGGCAUCUUGCUUGCUGAAUUUCGUCUCUAGUGCUCCACUGAGCAAAUUCUUUGGGGAUUGUAUAUUGCUUGUUGAAUGCGGGUAGUACCACAUACCAUUUGGUAAAAGGAAGAAGUACAUAACUAUGCCGUAUGUGAGCUCUCAGAGAACUCCCCAUACAUUGGUUGUGUUCUACACCCACCUGAUGUAGGAGGGACUUAAAUUCCAGUAAACCCAAAACGAUAUGAUCCCCUGUUCCUCAUUCUACGCAAAUCUUAUCCCUCUUUCAUCAUGUCCAAAUUCCAUAUCAAGGCCUUAGGUGCUCCAGAAGUUCGCUUUACACCAUAUCUGUUUCUUUUCCAUUUAUUAGAGACUCACAUUCGCUGGUUCCACCAACUUUAUUGGAAGAAUCAGCAUGAUUCAUCAUCAUUGCUAGCUUGCUUUCAUGUAGUGGAGUCAUUUUGACAUUUUUCUUGAGGGAACAUACACCAUACAGUCCCACAUGAUAGCUAAACAGCUUAUUCCACACACUUGAAAUGCAUUCAGUUACUGGAGACAACAACUUAGAUCCAAUAUACGUUCUGGACUUUCUGUUUAAACUCAAAUUUUCAACACCCAUUUUGGUUGUCGUUUUGAGAAACUACAUACAUUGGGCCGCCAUACACGAAUCAAUUACUCACACGAAUAAAUGUGAUAGUGGGUAGUAGCCGGACACUCUUCUGAGCAGACUAUGGACGUUUUGCUGUCUUGUAAAAUGCUGAGACCAUCACUAAUAAACAACACUUAGUUAACCUAUGCAAUCAAGACGAGUUCAGCCUGUGGAAGAUCAGUCAGUGUAAGGACAGGGAUAUACUAUCAGUGACUUAGGCUUGACAGCUCAGCAGGACCUCUUUCUCAGUGGGUAAUGCUGCUGUUUGGAUGUGUACAAAUCCCUGUUAGAUGUUCUAGUUCUUGAGCGACUCGGAAGGGACAAGCUUGGAGGGAAGGUAACUAGCGAGGGCUGUUUGGCUAGGGAAGGGGGUCUGUUAUUUGUUAGCUUGAGUGUGACCAGAGAUACCCCAGCUGGGACUUGGUAGUAUCGAUUAUCAGUGUGGUACAGUGGUUGAGGGCCCCCCUAUCAGUAAUUGAGGGUUUUCAUGUGUUGUAUGGACUUUGACCAUAGUUUUCCAGGCAAGACACACCAUACAUAGAACAACUCCCCUUCUCUAGCUUAACAGCUGUCAGUUACACGUUCUAGCUCUUGCACAACUAGAGAACUAGUGAGGGGUGUUGGACUAGGGAAGGGAGCUAUUAUUUGUAUGGUAUGUCUUGCCUGGAAAACUGUGGUUAUAGACCGUACAACAGAAGACAAGCCUCAAUUGCCACUACGGUGUCUCUUGAAUGCUGUAGUGUAAAAAAUAAAAUGCUAAUCAAUAGAUGGGGAUCCUCAAACACUGUACCACAUUGAUAGUCGGUAGCCCCAAAUCCCAGUUGGUGGAUCCAUGGUCACACUCAGGCCAAGAUGUAAACCAAGCUAUUAACCAAUUUUUCUUAUUCUGAUUGAGAUCGGAAAGCAGUAGUAGCAGAGAAGUGGUCUGUUGGCCAUGUGUAAAGUUCACCUCAUGAGGAAAUUUCUAUCCUAGGGUACAUUGUAAUGAGAAAACAGAGUUGUUUAAAAUUUCCACAUUUCUUCUAAUCAAUGCUUCAAUUUGCGACCUUUGAUUUAUCAAAUCUAAGAAUAGUGUUGAUGGUGCAGAUUCAUUCAUUGCUAAUCCUUUUAGAGCUUCUGAAAUAAAAAGAGAUUUCCAUGUAUUCGAUGGUUUUCUAGUAUGACUAUUUUCUUUGUUGCGUUUUCAGAAAGGAGUCAUUCUUUUUACGUGCGCUUUGUCUGGCAAAGCUUUGCCAUUAGGAGGUGGUUCCAUCACCCUCGUGAGAAAGAACAUUUUCAGCUGACAAUUAGCUCAUUCUGUUCACUAAACGAACACUUUCAGGUGUAUGGAGAUGAAGAAUGGUCAUUUGGAUUCUGUGAGGAGGGAUCUGGCGUUUUUAGUUGUCCACCUGGAAAAAAUCCAAUGUACACAUAUAGGGAGUGUAUUAUUCUUGGAGAAACAGAGUGCUCAAUAUUCGAGGUAAAUCGGAUCUUAAGGGAACUGAGCAGGGAGUGGCUCGGAAACAGAUAUGACCUGCUAUCUAAGAACUGCAAUCACUUCUGUGAUGUGUUUUGUGAAAGGCUUGGCGUGCCAAAGCUUCCAGGUACUACACAUUUCUUCUUCACUGCACCUCGUUUUGCUCACAGUUGGUCUCGUCUUCUAAUAGUCUGCUGCGCCUGUUUUGUCUAAGGGUUGACCUUGGAGUUAUUUGACUCCAUGGACUUGGAAUCUGAUGGCUGUGGUGCAUUUAUUUUGAAUGUUUAAUUGACCGUCUCUCUCUGUGAGAAAGAAAUUUCACGAGAUCUUUCUUUGAGCCUUUUAUGUUUUCCUUCUCUGAGUGGAGAACAGUUGAAACUUUUCCUUUUCCUGAUUCUCAGACUCUUUUCUCAUAAGUCGCGGAUGCGUUGAAGAGACCGAAUAGCUUGGGAUCAUGCGAAUUAUCAUUUCAAAGACAAUUUCAAUGUGUGGACUGAUACUUGCCUCAGAUGAAACUCGAGCAUGAAGAUGAUCCGUGAUAUUUACGCUCAUUUACUCUAAUGUUUUCAUGGUUUGAAGUUAUGUCGAUGGAUUUAUAACUAGUGAUCUCUGGGGGGGUCCAUAUUUCUGUCUCAUGGAGGGGUAAUGAUAUAUCAACUUUUACUAUUUUUGUAUGUGGUUUAUUAUUCUCUAAUCGAGAGUUAAGAUUGGGUCGUAUGAGUGAGAAACCAAUAGAACAAUAUAUUUGUAAUAUUAUUUUUCAUUCAAAUACUUGCAGCUUAAAAUGAACGUACAACUUCAUUCCAUGCUUGCUCCUAUCUUCAAUAGCGUAGUUUCUCUCCUUUUGCAGCUUGGGUCAACAGGUUUGCCAACGCCGGUGAUACUGCCGUGGAGAUCGCAGGGACUACGGCGAUGAAGGUGGGAAUCUAACAAAAAAUCCUUCUUUGUUUAAGAAAAAUAAAUAAAUAGUAAAGAUAUAUAGAUAAUUUGUUGGAAGUCUGAUGGAAGACUGGCUUGGCGCUGCUGCUUGGGAUUCACCCCUCGUCUUCCUGCGUGCUGCUGCAGCUCAGGCAGGCGAAGACGGAGAUCGUCACGGCGAGCAGAGUGGCCUACAAGUUCCUCGCCGGAGUGGCCUCCAACACCCUGGCGGCGCCGGAGUCCCCCGGAAACCCCGGCCGGGGGUCCCCGAGAUUUCAGGGGGCCUGGUUCAAGAACCUCAUGACCGUCGGGGCCAAGCCCUCCAGCAGCAGCCCCCAGCUCCCCGGUGAGGAAGCCGCUCUCUCCCAAGAGGAGAAGCCCGACGGGCAAUCGCGGCGGGGGCCAAGAGACGACCUCUGA